AUGCACGAUUCUGAAACCAAAACAUAUCAUUUAGUCGUGCUCGUCCAUGGGCUCUGGGGGUGUACUGCCCAUUUUGACUAUAUCUCGAACGCUCUAGAUGAUGCCUUUCACUCGAACAGCCUAUUUCGAAAUGGGGGCCGACUGGAGAAUGAAGAGAUUGUUGUGUACACAACGCAUCUCAAUGAGGGCUAUAAAACCUACGAUGGAAUCGACGUAUGUGGCCUAAGGGUAGCCAGGGAAAUCGAAGAACAAAUUGAAGAACUUGGAUCUGUGACUAAGUUUUCCCUUUGUGGCUAUUCCUUAGGUGGCUUGAUAGCACGUUAUGCGCUGGGUGCACUGUACAAGAAACAGCUGUUCAAGAAACGCGACAUAAGACUUUUGAACUUCACCACAUUUUGCACACCUCAUGUAGGAGUGUACGCCCCCGGAAACAAUUUUGCUGUGAAACUCUUCAAUGCGAUCCUUCCCAAUCUUCUUGGAAGCAGCGGUAAGCAGAUGUUUCUUCAAGAUUGCGUCAAAUCUGCCAAUGGGCUACCACUACUCUCCUUAAUGAGUAGCGAAAAUUCGAUCUUUUACAAUGCUCUUCAAGAGUUUGAAUACAAAGCUCUCUAUGCAAAUGUGAUCAACGACAAGAGAACUGCUUGGUGGACUUCUGGGAUAUCCAGAAACAAUCCUUUUUUUGAUGUUGAUGAAUACAAUGGUGCCACGCGAUUUAGCUAUAUACCUGGAUAUGAGCCUAUAGUUAUAGACCAUACGAAACCGAUCCAGAUUAAAAGAAUCGAGGAUGCGCAAGAAGAGCUAGGUGAAAAUGCGGAUCUCAAUGAAAACCAGGAUGAUACUGACGCUGAACAACGAUUGAACAAGAACGAGUAUUUCUUCAUUAAUUACUGGAUUGCGAAAAUGGGCAGAUGGCUGAUGGUAUUAAUAAAUAUCUUGCUCAUUGCUCCAUUGUACAUCAUGUGGUUUUGCAUAUCGGGGGUGAUGGAGACUACUAAGUCUACUAUUAGAGCAACUAGGUACGUGGGGAAAUACUCUAAUCAGCUCAUUCAUGAUUUCUAUGAGAUUUCACCCGAAGUGACAGACGACGAUGAUGAAGUGACGUCAGUUUUGACAAAUGAAUAUGAGCAACAGAUCCAGGAAACGUUGAAUGAUCAAAGAGAUACUCUAAUUGAAAGUGUAUUCGAUGCGAUAGAGAGAAAGAACACAUACUCUGCUGUGGUGGAUGAGGCAUCUAGUCGCAGUGAAUCGUGCGAAAAGGAAACCACAGAUGGGGAAGAGGAACAUGAACAAGAAAUCACAGAGCAUAGCAUGAAGACAACUAUCCAAGAAUUGGAACAGUUUCCUAUCGAAGAGAUUCUCGCUCGCUUUGAACAUAACAGUAACGAAUUACCCUCUCUGGAGAACUUCCAUCUCUCUUUGACUCCUGCGCAGUUGGAAAUUAUUGAUUCUCUUAACAAGAUAAAGUGGAAGAAGUUCCCCAUCUAUAUCCGUAAAACACCUAGUACGCAUGCAUGUGCGAUUGUUCGCCACGCAGAUCCCAAUUUUGGUGAAGGCGAGGUUAUCAUCAGGCACUGGAUUGAACAAGUGUUCCGAUUCGAGUGA
Lachancea fermentati is the source of this 1602-nucleotide messenger RNA. The record is from the annotation of a GenBank genome assembly. NCBI's taxonomy places the organism in Eukaryota, Fungi, Ascomycota, Saccharomycetes, Saccharomycetales, Saccharomycetaceae.